This is a messenger RNA of Nerophis ophidion (straightnose pipefish), 1466 nucleotides long. RefSeq lists its product as uncharacterized. The record is from RefSeq and is a predicted model, not a curated record. The transcript has 10 exons. Lineage: Eukaryota; Metazoa; Chordata; Actinopteri; Syngnathiformes; Syngnathidae. Bases 108 to 1304 code for a protein of 398 amino acids.
UUUAGCUCAGUUCCAGGAAGUAAUGUGUCACAGCAAAGGCACGCAUGCAUUGCUUGUUGUCCUUCGAUCUGCAAUUGUAGUUAUCAGAUUUAUGAUUUCUAUUCGUCAUGUGGGUCUACCUGAUGGUUUUGUUGCUGCCAGCCUGCAGUGGUCGGGGAUUCAACUUUUUGGGCACGGUGGUGACUUUCUACCCGAAUGAGACCUCGGAUGACACGGUGGUCCUCCGCUACAAGUUGGCCUUUAAUGAGUGUGACAACAUCCGUGUUCAGGAAUGUCCUUUUGCCAACUGCUCGCUGACAGUAGUGUCGGUGGAAAGAGUGGACGAGGACAGUGGUGGUGAGUGGUGUCUGAGAGAGGUGGUGGUGCUGGUGAAUACCUCCUCCUCCAAACUCUUUGAGCUACGGCUGACCGGCGGCCAGUGGAUCAAUGUCACCAAUAGAGUUACAGACGUGCUGGCUGUAACCCACGUUGAUGUGAGGAAUAGGUCAUCCGUCAGCCGGCCCAACUCUUCCCCCGUGACCACCAUGCUGCCGAUACUCAGAGUCCCCUCCAAUUGCUCGAUGAAUUGGACGCUGUUGACCUUUGACCCUGAGGGAGACGCAGUGAGGUGCAGAUUUGAAGACAUCACAUCUGUUCUCGGACUUUCAUCAUCUUGUCGCUUGACCUUCAGUCCCAGCAACAACACCGUUGAAGGCGCUUAUGCCGUCCAGCUGUUGAUGGAGGACUUUCCUCGCCAAAACAUUACCGUGAUUAACGACAGGGAGGUUGAAGUUCUCAGGAAUCGCAUCAGUCAAAUUCCCAUCCAGUUUGUCCUGAUGGUGGUUCCUCCAGUGGCGUUCUGCGAUGCUUUCCAGCCCGUCGUCCUGAAUACUACUGCAGCAAACGGACAUUUUUUCUACGCCACCGUCAACAGCAGUGUGCGUUUACCAAUCUUUGCACAGUCAUUAGGUUUCUCCGAGCUGCUGUUCUGCGGCCCGUCCAGUAUGAACAAGAUGAUAACGGAGGAAGGAUUCGAGCUGUCCUGGAGGCCGUCUGACAGCGACGUAGGCAGAAGUCAUCCUGUCUGCUUCGUCAUUCAAAACACUGGCGAGUCAGAGAAUAACCUCCAGUCAGAGCUGCGUUGUGUUUAUGUGGUGGUUGAACGCGUUUUGGCUGUCCUUAAAGCCGGGCUCGUCUCCCAAGGCUCGCUGUCCAUGGAAUUCCUUCGAGAGGUCUUCUUACCACAGCUGACGACAAAGCUGGUGGAGCAAGGAUUGCCUCGUUCCUUCACACUGAGACUGGGAAACAUCACACUGGAGACAUAGCGACACCUGCUGGGCAUUAGGCACUGUUCACCAUGAAUUGAUUUACGUGGACCCCGACUUAUUGAAGUUGAAAAACUUAUUCAGGUGUUACCAUUUAGUAGUCAAUUGUACGGAAUAUGUACUGAAUUGUGCAAUCUACAAAUAAAAGUCUCAAUCAAUCAA